Molecule: messenger RNA, 2770 nt
Organism: Oncorhynchus masou masou (cherry salmon)
Lineage: Eukaryota; Metazoa; Chordata; Actinopteri; Salmoniformes; Salmonidae
Gene: rorca
Product: RAR-related orphan receptor C a
Exons: 11
Coding region: 326-1774 (482 amino acids)
Biological process (GO): regulation of transcription by RNA polymerase II
Cellular component (GO): nucleus
Molecular function (GO): nuclear receptor activity; RNA polymerase II cis-regulatory region sequence-specific DNA binding; zinc ion binding
Source: RefSeq, a predicted model, not a curated record
GCGAGCGAAAGAAGACAUUGAGCUCUUGUCCAGGAACGAAGUGGGAAGGCCAGGAGCUACAAUAUUUUAUUGCGUACAGUCCACGCUGAAUUACAGGAAGAAUACUUAUGCUACACGGAGUAAAUACGGAAACAAUCUUACUAAUAAUCUAUUCGUUUGAUAUUUUGUUUGUUUCACAGACCAGCUAUUAGAAAUCAUAUGAGAGUUUGUUUUAUUUUUUAUUCAAAGGCUCCUUUUUGGAGCGAAAAAGCUUGUUUAUAUUCCUCCAUUUUAUUUUCAUUCGCCUACCUGGAGAUUUAUGACUAAAAAUUAAUACAGCAAGAAAAUGAGAGGAAAUUUGAACCUUUCCAAUCGCAUAGUAUCAACAGAUUCACAAAUUGAAGUAAUACCCUGCAAGAUCUGUGGGGACAAGUCAUCAGGGAUCCACUAUGGCGUAAUCACCUGUGAAGGCUGCAAGGGUUUCUUCAGACGCAGCCAGCAGAACAAUGCUAUGUACUCCUGCUCCCGGCAGAGGAACUGUCUGAUUGACCGCACCAAUCGGAAUCGCUGCCAACAUUGCCGGCUGCAGAAGUGCCUGGCCCUGGGCAUGAGCCGUGAUGCUGUGAAGUUUGGCCGCAUGUCCAAAAAGCAGAGAGACAGCCUAUACGCUGAGGUCCAGAAGCACCAGGCAUCCCAGGAGUUAGCUGCUGCCCGUGAGGUGGGAGCCGAGAUCGAAGGUCAUGGCCGGGCAUACAGCAGAGGCUCCAGUGCUGCUCUCAGCGACCUUGAUGACAUCGCCACUCUGCCGGAUGGCCUGCUGUUCGACCUACCCCUGACACCAGAGGGCGCCGAAAGAGAGUACUGCAAUCUGGAGAUGAUAGGGGGCAGCAGCUCCUCCUCUCAGAGUUCGCCCGAACAGAACGGACUGGACUUCAGAGAUGGCAACCACCACAUCAAGCACGAGUACCAGCUGCUGCAUGAGUCCAGCCUGUUCACACACACGCUGCUCAACACUCUACCCGAGGGGUUCUCAAUACUUGAGAUCGAGCGUAUUACUGCUAGUGUGGUAAAGUCUCACAUGGAGACCAGUCAGCACGGCAGUGAGGAGCUGAAGAGACUUGUCUGGUCCCUGUACACUCCUGAGGAGACACGCAGCUUCCAGAGCAAGUCUGCGGAAGUCAUGUGGCAGCAUUGUGCCAUUCACCUCACCAAUGCCAUCCAGUACGUGGUGGAGUUUGCCAAGCGCAUCACUGGAUUCCUGGAUCUUUGUCAGAACGACCAGAUCAUUCUUCUCAAAGCAGGAUGUCUGGAUGUGCUUCUGAUUCGCAUGUGUCGUGCCUACAACCCCAUCAACAACACUGUUCUGUUUGAUGGCAAGUUUGCCAGUGCACAGACCUUCAAAGCUCUUGGUUGUGAUGACCUUGUGGGUGCCGUGUUUGACCUGGCCAAGAGCCUUAGCCGUAUACAGCUCUCUGAAGAGGAAAUGGCUCUGUUCAGUGCUGCUGUUCUCCUGUCACCAGACCGACCAUGGUUGAAAGACACCCAACAGGUGCAGAAGCUUCAAGAGAAAGUAUAUCUCUCUCUGCAGCAUUGUCUACAUAGAUGUGGCUCAUCGGAGGAGAAACUGGCAAAGAUGGUGUCCAAGCUUCCCAUGAUGAAGUCCAUCUGCAAUCUCCACAUUGACAAGCUCAAGUUUUUCCGUCUCCUCCACCCAGAGACGGCGUACAAUUUCCCCCCUCUGUACCGCGAGGUGUUCAGCAGUGAAAUCACCUUCCCAGACUCCACAAUGGGCUAAAAAUCUGUUCAGAUAUGAAAGUGAUUCAUAUAGAGACAGAAAAAUGUAGGGAAAAAGAGGUAGAGAGGGAGAGGAACGUGGCAACAGCGAAGCAACCAGCAGCUCAGUGAAAAUCCUGCACGCUACACUUUAGGAACACUACUCUCAGUCGCUUGGACUGUAAGCCAGUCCAGGCUAUGAAAUUCAACACUAGGUGCUGGGUACUAUGAGCAUGCUACUUAUUUUUGUUGUUGACUAAAAUGGUUCUGAGAAUGUAAUUUUGCAAUAUCAGAUGGUUUUCAAAAAGAGCUUGAGAUCUCCCUCAAGUUAAAGUCCUCUGUAAAACGAGUAUGAUGUCUUUGAAUGUACCCCACAGACAUGCAGCACAGCCCUAGGUUUGAGACAGAGUGUACUAUACACCCUACUAUCCUGCCCCAUGGAGGAGUUGCUGUGUAGAUCUUUAUUUUAUUGCAGUUCUUCAGCUCAAUUUUAGUUUCUUAUUUGGUAGUGCCCAUACUUUGCAGUUUUGUAUGCUAUGAACAAACUGUUUAAAGGGACCAAGAUCAAACAGAUAGUCGGGCAGAUUUGUUUUGAAUGCAAGUCAUGGACACAGAGACCCGGGGUGUCUAUUACCAUCCAUGCAGACUUGCACACACAGCACUAAGACAAAGCACUUAUGCUGACCUAUAUAUGUAUUUUUACAGGCACACAUUCAGACACUGAUAUUUUUGAGCUCUUGACUUUAUUUUUUAAAAUGCAAUCAAAGACCUCGGUCCCACUACCCUUUCCCCUUGCAAAUGCCACUUAGAGAGAAAGAGAGAAUCACAGAAGUAUUUUGAAAGUAUUUUUAAACGUUCCUUACGUAUACACUUAUAUUUAAUCAUGUAAAAUAAAAUUAGACAGGGAUUUAUAUAGAUAUAUAGAAUGAUUCAGGUCGUUAUUGUAAAAGAGAAUGUGUUUUCAAUGACUUACCUGGUUAAAUAAAGGCAAUUAAAUAAAGAUACAUAGAUUCUCCAG